Messenger RNA from Lachancea dasiensis, 324 nucleotides. The record is from the annotation of a GenBank genome assembly. Lineage: Eukaryota; Fungi; Ascomycota; Saccharomycetes; Saccharomycetales; Saccharomycetaceae.
AUGACUACUAUAAAGCAGAUAGCUCAUCUCGGAUUUGAUUUAGCGCUGAUAUCCAUGGUUCUGGCAGGCCUGCGCAGGAAUACAGGCUGGGUAUUAUCUUACGAGCAAUCAGACCUCAAAAACUAUAUAAAAAGGUAUCUGGAUUGGGGGGAAUCCAUGUUUGGACGCCUGGUCCAGGUGGCAGAAAGAAGUAAGUACUUCCGCAAGGAAACGCCACUAGACGGAUUUUUGAACGGAGUAUUCAAAAGGGUAGAGGAAUUGGGCAGAAGUGCACCAGGAAGACCCAUGAGUCGGAGCGAGUACGUCGAACAGGAAGGACGGUGA